AUGAGCUCCCCAGCGGCGGCCGUGAAGGUGAUCGGCGCAGUGGACAGCCCGUUCAGCCACCGCGCCGAGAUCGCUCUGCGCCUGAAAGGAGUCCCUUACGAGCUCAUCCCAGAAGACCUGAGAAACAAAAGCGAGCUGCUUCUGGCCAACAACCCCGUCCACAAGAAGGUUCCGGUGCUCCUCCAGGGCGACCGCGCCGUCUGCGAGUCCCUCCUUAUCGUCGAGUACGUCGACGAGGCCUUCCCUGGCCCACCCCUCCUCCCCGCCGACCCCUACGAGAGGGCCAUGGCCCGCUUUUGGGCCAGCUUCAUCGACGGCAAGUGCUCGAAGGCCUACUGGCUGGCGCUGUGGGCGGAGGGCGAGGCGCAGGAGGGGUUUGUGAAGGAGACAAAGGAGAACUUCGCGCUGCUGGAGGCGCAGCUGGAAGGGAUGCGGUUCUUCGGCGGCGACGCCAUCGGUCUUGUCGACAUCGCCGCCUGCUGGUUGGCACACUGGCUGGGCGUCUUCGAGGAGGUCGCCGAGGUGAGACUGGCCACCGAGGACGAGUUCCCUCGCCUCUGCCGCUGGGCCAAGGAGUAUGUGUCCGGCGAGAAGGUGAGGGCGUGCCUGCCGGACAGGCCGCAGCUGCACGCCCGCUUCGCUGCCAACAAGGGGAUGUUCGUCGCCAUCGCCAAGUCCAUGCUGCCGCCCAAGUAG
Triticum turgidum subsp. durum (durum wheat) is the source of this 696-nucleotide messenger RNA. The record is from the annotation of a GenBank genome assembly. Lineage: Eukaryota; Viridiplantae; Streptophyta; Magnoliopsida; Poales; Poaceae.